AUGGCGGCCCUGGGGGAUGACGCGCUGGACGCCUACAUGUACCCGCCCUACGGCCCUUACUCUUUCCCCUACGCGCCGGGCCCCAAGGGCAAAGGCUCGGGGGGCGGCGGAGGCUGGCGGCCCCGGGCCGUGCCGGGGGCGGCGUCCGCCCUGUCCGGCUACGGGCAGCUGACGGCGGCCGAGUACUUCGAUAGCUGCCAGCGGGCGCAGCUCAUGGCCAUCCUGUCUCAGGUGAACCCGGGCCUCGUCCCGCGGCUCCGCAGGGCCAACACCCGCGACGUGGCGGUGCAGGUGAACCCGCGCCAGGACGCCUCGGUGCAGUGCUCUCUCGGCCGCCGCACCCUGGUCCGCCGAGGCCGGGAGCCGGGAGACCUCGCACCGACCAGGGCCGCAUCCCCGCCACCGCCGCCUCGGCCUCCCGCGCAGGGCAGCCCCGGGGCCGGAGCCCCGCGACCCCCACGCUUCCCGCGGACCGUCGCCGUCUACUCUCCCGUGGCCUCGCGCCUCCUCGCCACCUUCGUGGAGGAGGUGGAGGAGGCCGAGGCCGGAGGCCCGGCGGGGGAGGCCGCCGGGCACGAGACGCAGGCCCCCGCCAGGGAGGCGCCCGAGGCAGCGGCGAGGCCGGACCAAGAGCCCGAGCGCGGGGAGGGUGCGGCGGACGCGCCGAGGCCCGAGCCUCAGGAGGGCGGCGGAGGCCAGGCCCAGGCCACAGUACGAGCUACCUGGGAGGAUCAGCCGCCCCGGCCCUACGGCCUGAAGGACGGAGACCCCGUCGAGGAGCCCGCGGAGCCGGAGAAGGAGGAGGCCGAGGGCCCGCAGCCGCAGAGCCCGGGGCAGAACAAGGCGCGGCUGCGCUUCCAGUUCUUAGAGCAGAAAUAUGGCUAUUAUCACUGCAAAGACUGCAACAUUCGUUGGGAAAGUGCAUAUGUGUGGUGCGUGCAGGGUACCAAUAAGGUCUACUUCAAGCAGUUUUGCAGAACUUGUCAGAAGUCUUACAACCCAUACCGAGUGGAGGAUAUUGCUUGUCAAAGUUGUAAACAGACAAGAUGCUCCUGCCCAGUGAAACUUCGUCAUGUUGAUCCCAAAAGACCUCAUCGUCAGGAUUUGUGUGGGAGAUGCAAAGGAAAACGCCUGUCCUGUGACAGCACUUUCAGCUUCAAAUAUAUCAUUUAA
Trichosurus vulpecula (common brushtail) is the source of this 1173-nucleotide messenger RNA. Its product is annotated as zygote arrest protein 1-like. The coding region runs from base 1 to 1173 and encodes 390 amino acids. Gene Ontology annotation, molecular function: mRNA base-pairing post-transcriptional repressor activity. Lineage: Eukaryota; Metazoa; Chordata; Mammalia; Diprotodontia; Phalangeridae. The record is from RefSeq and is a predicted model, not a curated record. Gene Ontology annotation, cellular component: cytoplasm. The transcript has a single exon. Gene Ontology annotation, biological process: translation.